This is a messenger RNA of Globicephala melas (long-finned pilot whale), 1458 nucleotides long. It is a transcript of the gene TRAT1, whose product is annotated as T cell receptor associated transmembrane adaptor 1. Gene Ontology annotation, cellular component: T cell receptor complex. Gene Ontology annotation, biological process: positive regulation of T cell receptor signaling pathway; negative regulation of receptor recycling. The record is from RefSeq and is a predicted model, not a curated record. Lineage: Eukaryota; Metazoa; Chordata; Mammalia; Artiodactyla; Delphinidae.
AUGGGGAUGGACAGUGGUGGCAGAGGCUGUGUGGACAGUGACAACAGGCCACAUCAAAGAGUCAUCAAGCAUGUGCCUAGUUUGACACCAAUCGAUCACCACAAAAACUCUGAAUGCCAGUUUUAUGUCUGGGCAAUUCUAGCCUUCUUGGGUUUAGCUCUGACUAUAUCGCUUAUCUUCAACAUUUCCCACUAUGUGGAAAAGCAGCGACAAGAUAAAACAUACACGUACUCCGAUGACUACUUUCCCAGGGAAAAUGAGUAUGACCUUGAAGACACACCAAUUUAUGGUAACUUAGAUAAUGUGGUCCCAGAACCAGUGGAUGAAAACUACUAUGAACAAAUGAAAGCCCGGCCAGAGAGAUCUGUGAACAAACUGCAAGAAGACGCCCCACCUUCACAGGAAACUGAAGUAAAGAUGUUCUAUGCCUCACUAGAUCACAGCUGUGAGGGGAAGCGCAGAAAGCACAAGAAACAGAAAACUUAUUUGUCAGACAAGGAUGAAGAUGGGCAGGUACAUGCAAUGGAUAUCAACCUUUCUAAGGCCACUUUGGUGGACAGUUUCCCACCAGAAAGCCAGGCAAUAGAGGAAAACAUUCAUGAUGAUCCCAUCAGGCUGUUUGGAUUGAUCCGUGCACAGAAAGAAACUGUAAACUAGCUGGACUAUGGAUCUAGCUCAGUGACCCAGCUCUUACUGGAAGUUGUUGUUAAAGAAAUGAAGACCCCAUAUGACACAACAUGAUUUGUCAGGGUGAUGAGCUGAUUGUCUGUUGGUGCGAUGGUGGCUUACCUUUUAUACAGAGCUUAUGUUAUACACAGCAAAUGGAAUACCAUACAAAUUAGUUAUUUAAAUUAGUUAUUUGAAUUCACUUAAAAAAUACUGAUGUAGUCAAAUGUAAACGAAAUCAAGUUUGCAAAUUGAUCCUGAUAACAAAAUCAUAACUUCAAAACAAUUAUUAAUACUCAGCGAAAUAAACCAAAAAAAAAGGUUUUAAGCAUAAAUAUGUUCUGGAUCAUGUUGAAAGAGAAAUAAAAGUCAAUGUUUUUUUUUUAAACAGUUCUCGUUUCUCAUCAAUGUGAAACAUCCCAUAGUUGGAAGAAAUUUCUGACUGAAAGGCAUGGGAGACAUUAAAACUUAUUUCUAAGAGAAGAGGGAUAAUCUUAAGAAAUACUUUUCAAAAAUGGAAAUAUCUUUAUUACUUCUAAAAAUUAUUAUAAAAUUAAUGCAUAUUCCUUGUAACAAUAAACAGUAUCAAAAAGAAUUUAGAUAUUCUACUAGCCAGAGAUAAUUACUGUGAUCAACUUUCUAUAUAUUCUAGAUGUUUGUCUGGGCAUGACCAUAUAUAUACCCACAUAUAUGACCAUUAGUUGUUUUUUUAACCAAAAAAGAAAAAAGGGGAAUGAUUAUUUUAUACAUAUUAUUUAAACUUUUUUCACUUAACAAUAAUAUAUUAUAGAU